Messenger RNA from Pseudozyma flocculosa PF-1, 1914 nucleotides. RefSeq lists its product as uncharacterized. Gene Ontology annotation, cellular component: membrane. NCBI's taxonomy places the organism in Eukaryota, Fungi, Basidiomycota, Ustilaginomycetes, Ustilaginales, Ustilaginaceae. The record is from RefSeq and is a predicted model, not a curated record. Gene Ontology annotation, molecular function: acetyl-CoA transmembrane transporter activity. The transcript has a single exon. The coding region runs from base 1 to 1914 and encodes 637 amino acids.
AUGCCUUCCAAAAAGGCCACGACAGCCGCUGCAGCUGCCGCCCCUGCCUCGGCCUCGGGCACGUCGGCGAAUCAGCAGGAGGGGUCCCGCUACCACCUCCGUCAGCGAUCCACCGCGCCCCGGGAUUCCCAGAUCGACUUUGACGACGACGACGACGAGGACAAGGCCGACACCGCCGAGACCGAGGCCAUGCUGUCGUCGCGCGCGGGCAGGACGUCGCGCGCCACCAAGGCCGACGACGUCGCGGGCGGCGCAGAGCUGCUCGAGAUGGGCAACGGCAAGGCCAAGGCGCCGCUCGACGCUGACGCCGAUGCCGAAGCCAAGGAGGCCGGCGGCUUCAUGGACCUCAACCCGGCCGACCGGCGCGCCAUGAUCCUGCUCGUCGUCCUCUACCUGCUGCAGGGCGUCCCCGUCGGCCUGGCGUUUGGCACGAUGCCCUUCCUGCUCAAGUCGCGCCUCUCGUACUCGGACAUCGGCUUCUUUAUGCUGUGCACCUACCCCUACUCGCUCAAGCUCUUCUGGAGCCCGAUUGUCGACUCGAUGUACGUCUCGGAGCUGCGGCUGCCGCUGCUGGGCACCGUGUCGCUAGGGCGGCGCAAGAGCUGGAUCGUGCCCAUCCAGGCCGUCGUGGGCGUGAUGUUCUGGUUCCUCGCCGACAACAUCGAGCCGCUCAUGGCCGCCGAGAUCCCCAACGUGCGCCUCAUCACGGCCAUCUUUUUCGUCAUGGUCCUCUUCGCCGCCACCCAAGACAUCGCCGUCGACGGUUGGGCGCUGACGCUCCUGUCGCAGGAGAACCUGAGCUACGCCAGCACCGCCCAGACCGUCGGCCUCAACACGGGCUACUUUCUCAGCUUCACCGUCUUCCUGGCCUUCAACAGCGUCGAGUUUGGCAACAAGUACUUUCGCUCGGCGCCCCUCGACGUGCCCAUGCUGACGCUCGCCGGCUACCUGCGCUUCUGGGCGUUUGGCUUCGUCGCCGUCACCCUGUGGCUGCUCCUCUUCAAGCGCGAGGACGACGAGGGCCACGGCGGCGACGGCGAUGCCGCCGACGACGACAACCCCGAGAUGGACGUGCGCAAGGUGUACUCGAUCAUGUACCGCAUCGUGCGGCUGCGCCACGUGCAGCUCUUUAUGGUCAUCCACCUGGUGGCCAAGAUUGGCUUCCAGGCCAACGAGGCCGUCACGGGCCUCAAGCUCGUCGAAAAGGGCUUUGGCAAGGAGGACCUGGCGCUGGCGGUGCUCAUCGACUUUCCCUUCCAGCUCGUCUUUGGCUACCUGGCGGCGCGCUGGAGCAAGGGCGACAACGCGCUGCGCCCUUGGAUCGUCGCCUUCUUUUUCCGCCUGGGCUUCGCCGUCGUCAGCAUGGGCAUCGUCUACGGCAUGCCGGCGCCGCCCAUCGGCCACGGCUACUUUUUCCUCGUCAUCGCGUCGACGGUGCUGAGCAGCUUCUCGUCGACGGUCCAGUUUGUCGGCAUCUCUGCGUUCCACACCCAGAUUGCCGACCCGCUGAUCGGGGGCACGUACAUGACGCUGCUCAACACGGUGUCGAACCUGGGUGGGACGUGGCCGCGCUACUUUGUGCUCAAGGCCGUCGACCUCUUCACCGUGUCUUCGUGCUCGGCGCCGUCGUCGGUGUCGAUGCUCAAGGAGCCGGCGCUGGCCGACAUGUGGUCCGGCGGCGGGCGGGCCGUCGUGGGGCGCGAGUGCACCUCGGACCUGGGCAAGGCGGCGUGCUCGGCCGCCGGCGGGCUGUGCACCAUCGAGCGCGACGGCUACUACUGGACCAGCACGCUGUGCGUCGUCGUGGGCACCGCCAUCCUGGUGGCCUUUAUCAUGCCCGCCGCCAAGCGCCUCCAGAGCCUGCCGCCCUCGGCGUGGAGGGUCAACCUGCACGGCAGCGCAAAGGCGCACUGA